Mya arenaria is the source of this 1327-nucleotide messenger RNA. RefSeq names its product dual specificity protein phosphatase 4-like. The transcript has 4 exons. Gene Ontology annotation, molecular function: MAP kinase tyrosine/serine/threonine phosphatase activity; protein tyrosine/threonine phosphatase activity. Bases 1 to 1062 code for a protein of 353 amino acids. Gene Ontology annotation, cellular component: cytoplasm. NCBI's taxonomy places the organism in Eukaryota, Metazoa, Mollusca, Bivalvia, Myida, Myidae. Gene Ontology annotation, biological process: negative regulation of MAPK cascade; protein dephosphorylation. The record is from RefSeq and is a predicted model, not a curated record.
AUGAAGGACGAGUUUGUCAGCCCAGCCCACCUUGCGCGACAUCUGGAGGGGAGGGAGGUCGCGACCACAUUACUGCUUCUUGAUUGCCGGCCACAAGCCGCCUUCAACCAAGGUCACAUCCGGAGCGCAGUUAACACAUUCUGUCCGUCCAUCCUACGGCGCCGCGGGUCCGCCAAGGGCUAUGUACGGCUUGAAACGGUGUUGGCCCCGGACAUGAAAUGGCGGGUGCGCGCCGGGGAAUUUUCCUCUGUGAUUUUGUACGACGACGGAUCCAUGGCGCGGGAGACCUCGGACCUCACCCUGAUUCUUCAUGGACUUCAUAAACAUGCGUAUGGGUUGCAGUCUGUCACCGUCCUUAGAGGUGGUUACCCGACAUUCCGUUCCAAAUUUCCCGAACUAUGCGACAGAAGUGUUCGCACCGUGAAGCCGGUUCCAGUCGCUCAAUGCGGACAACCGUCCCCUAUACAACUAUCUCGUCCAGCCAUCGAUACGCAGCUAAUGCCGAGCGAACUCCUGUCACACUUAUACAUCGGAGAAGAAAAACACAUACUCCAUCCCGACAUCCUUCACCGGAUAGGUAUAACUGCCAUCUUGAAUGUGUCAACUUCCUGUUUGGACCAACCGCCUUCUGGUUUCCGUUAUAAGUCGAUUCCUAUUCGUGACAACUCUACCGAAAAUAUAUCAACAUGGUUCAACGAAACAUUGCAAUACAUAGAGGAUACGAGGCGAGAAGGUGGAAAAGUGUUGGUCCACUGCAAAGCGGGUGUUUCUAGGUCUGCAACGAUCUGCAUCGCCUAUCUGAUGGUCCACAGCUCUCUAUCGCUGGACAAGGCGUUCGAUUUCGUCCAGGCCAGGCGUACAAUUAUUGCCCCUAACAUGAAUUUUAUGCAACAACUCUGGGAAUUCGAGCGCGUGCUUCUUAUGACGAGCAUGCGCAGUUCCGCUCUGACGUCAUCACAUCAUGUGACUUCUCUGUCAUGCGCAUACAUGUCAGAAAUGUCGCCAUCUUUGAAAAGGAGUGCAAGCUUUGAAUUCAACGAAGAAUGCGCGUUUACACAGUAAAACGGGGUAUCAUUAACGCAGGAAAGUGUUUGGUAAUGCUUGCAAUAAAGGCGGCGCUAACCUCUCAGCGGUGUAGUCAUUGCAUAGAUUAAUUAAAAGUUAAUUUAAAGAACUGGUUUUAGCUCCUGUCUAUGCACACGCACAUAUUAACAGUAUUCAGGUGUCUGAUAUUGAAUAGAUGAAUGCACAAAUUGGAAUUUGCAUAUAUGCGAUUUCGUAUGUUAGAUAAUUCGAAAUGACGUUAGAUUGCAGAAACGGACAUGGA